This is a messenger RNA of Neohortaea acidophila, 3216 nucleotides long. RefSeq lists its product as uncharacterized. NCBI's taxonomy places the organism in Eukaryota, Fungi, Ascomycota, Dothideomycetes, Mycosphaerellales, Teratosphaeriaceae. The coding region runs from base 1 to 3216 and encodes 1071 amino acids. The record is from RefSeq and is a predicted model, not a curated record. The transcript is spliced from 5 exons.
AUGGCUCAGCCAGCCUCUCUCAAACCGCAAUACGGACACCGCCUGGUCCCUUCUCUUAUCGAUGAGCAGGCUGAACGGAACCCGGAUGGAGUCUAUGCUCUCGUACCACGGUCAAGUGCAGUCGCUGAUGGUUUGAUUAAAGUCAACUUUCAGCAGCUAGCACCAAUCGUGGACACAGUGGCAUUCUGGUUGACAAAAAAUGUACUACAAAGCAAGGAUGACGUCCUUGCGUACAUCGGACCAAUCGACCUCAGAUAUCACAUCAUGACGCUCGCCGCAUCGAAGACUGGACAUCAGAUCCUGCUUCCCUCUCCGAGAAAUACAAUCGAGGCUCAACACCGAUUGUUCACGCUCACUAAUUGCUCAGUCCUACUGCACGAUGCCAAUAUCAAGUCCCAAGAAUUGCUAGUGGGCAACAUGGCGGACAUCCGCGCCGUUGCGGUCCCGUCUCUGAUUGAUAUGCUGAGUUUCACGCGGGGCCAGAAGUAUCCAUACGACAAAUCAUUCGACGAAGGGAAACUCGACCCUUUUGCCAUAUUGCACACUUCCGGUUCUACUGGGAUCCCCAAGCCUAUACGAUGCUCGUUGGGAUGGGCCAGCACUAUCGAUGCGAAGAACGCUCAUCCGGGAGUCGACGGCUUGACCAUGCAGCCAGAAUACUUUCGAAAGAAGACGAUUCUUGUAGCACUGCCAUUCUUCCAUGCCGGCGGAAUCGCCCUCGGUUUCCUGGGCCCGUUGUUCUACGACUACACUGUGAUGACCGUCCCUAGCGGAGUCCCCAUAAGCACUCCAUUGAUCGAAGACAUGCUCGAGGCCUACAAGCCAGACAUGGUGUUCAUGGCCCCUUCCCUACUAGGAGAAUUCGCUCGUGGCCAGAAUGGCUUGGCAAGGCUCUCGAAGCUCGAGGCUGUAGGCUACACCGGAGGGCCGCUUGCCCAUGACGUUGGAGAAGAGAUAAGCAAAGUCACGAUGCUAAUCAACAGCUGCGGCUCGACGGAGAUUCUCAUGGCCCCUACGCUGCAACACUACGCCAACGAGGAUUGGGAGUACCACUACUUCGACCCUGGCAUGAAGGGGAUAGAGUUCCGCGAUCGCGGCGGAGGAGUCUACGAACAAUUCAUCGUUCGCCACGAAUCGACCGACCCCUACCACGCUGCUUGGUAUACUUUCCCAGAUCUGAACGAACUCCCCAUGCAUGACUUGUACGCAAAGCAUCCUUCUCGGCCUCAUCACUGGAAGAACAUCGGCCGGUCAGACGACAUUAUCGUCUUCUCCAACGGCGAGAAGAUCAAUCCCGUAGACAUGGAGAGCCAUCUCCAGAACUCACCGCUAGUCAAGGGGGCGCUGAUUGUCGGGCAAGGACAAUUCCAUUCAGCCGCCAUCAUUGAGCUUCAAUCAGCUGCUAGGGGAAUGUCGGAGCCUGAUAUCACCGACGAGAUGUGGCAUCUCGUCAAACACGCGAAUGACCUUGUCCCCGCGCAUGGCAGGAUCUUCAGCAAGGACCACAUUAUGAUCGCACCGGCUGAGAAAUCAUUUCUUCGAGCGGGGAAAGGCACCAUCCAGCGACGAGCAACGGUAGAGUUCUUUGGUCCUGAGAUUGAAGAACUGUUUGCGCGCACUAGCGAGGCCGCUCUGCCACAGAGUGGAAAAGACGACCAACCCGCCGAAGUGAUCGACAUUACACAGCCUGUAGAGGAAGUGACCAUCACGAUCCAGUCUUUGAUCGAACACACGCUAGGAAUCAAAGGUCUCGACACUGACAUCGAUCUCUUCGUCGCCUACGGUGUCGACUCUCUGGCGGUAGUCAGGAUUGUCAAAGCGCUCAGACUCGCCGUCACCGCUGGUUCUUCCGCAACGCCUGAGAUGCUCGCCGUGACGGCUGCCAUCGACAAUCACUUUGUAUACCGGCAUUCGACGUGUAGGAAGCUCUCAUCGGCACUGCGGGAACUCUCAUCUGCUCACGAGACGAAUGGCAACGGCAACUCCAGUGCGGAGGAAGUGCGCCGCCUCUUUGCCAAAUAUACUGCAGAUAUCCUUCCCAGGUCUCCCAGAGUAGAGGCAGAAAGUCAGACACGCAAGCCUGAGACUGUCAUCCUUACCGGCAGCUCUGGGUCUCUGGGGAUAUACAUCUUACACGAGCUCUUGACGUCUCCCAGCCUCCAAAUCCGAAAGGUGUACUGUCUGAACCGUCGACUGGACGCCGGGAGGAUCCAGGCUGAGCGCCACGCAGCCAAAGGACUCGAAACGUCCUUCGAUUCGCGGGUGGUGUUCCUCGCCAUCGAUAUCGGACAACCUCACCUCGGCCUCAACGACGAGGACUACAAAACACUCAUGAAAGAGACGUCCCUCAUCAUUCACAACCAAUGGCAGGUCAACUUCAAUCUAGGCCUGGAAUCCUUCGAGCCACAGGUUGCCGGCGUGCGACACUUGAUCGACCUGGCCGCCGCGGCGCCUCUCCAGCCUCCAAUCAUCUUCACGUCCAGCAUUAGCGUCGCCUCGCACUGGCAGGCGCACCACGACCGAGACGAGGAGGUCCCCGAGACCGCUAUCGAGGACUGGACGGCGCCUGAAGCGCAAGGCUACGGCGAAUCGAAAUUCGUCAGCGAGCAAAUUCUCGAGCGAGCAAGUCAGAUGAACCACGCUUCGAGUGUCGUAUUGCGAAUCGGGCAGAUUACUGGGCCCGUCACUACUGGAGACAAAGGCAUCUGGAACAAGCAGGAGUGGUUUCCGUCCCUCAUCGCGAGUUCGAAAUUCCUCAAACAGCUGCCGGACUCGAUUGCUGGGCAGAACGAGAUACGCUGGAUCCCUGUGGACUUAGUGGCGCGGACCAUCAUCGAGAUCUCCGAGAGCAGCCUGAAGAGCGCCUCGAGUGGAAGCUGCACGGCGCGAUUCUACGACAUUUUGAACCCGAGCGCAUGCGAGUGGAGCGAAUUGGUGCCUGAGGUUCAGCACUGUUUAGAGGCGCAGGGUUGCGCGGUCAAGACGGUCAGCCUGGAGAGCUGGAUUCUCGCGCUGCAGGCUAGUGCGGCCGAUGGCGAGGAGGCGUCGGAUUUGAAUCCGGCGAUUAAGCUGCUGGAGUUUUUUGAGAGUUUGCAGAGCGGGAGCUAUGGUGCUCAUUUUCACGUGGGCAACGCGGUUCCUUUGAGUGCUACGUUGGGGUCUUUGAAGGCUGUUAGCAGGGAGUGGAUGGAGAUUUGGUUCCGGCAGUGGAAUUGA